AUGUCGAACCAUGUCCUGCCGCCUAGACGGUCGAUAGGCGUCGGAGGGAUCGACAGAAAUGUCUCGAAUGGUUCACCGGCGGUACACAUGCCAACGGCAUAUGAUCGAUUCGAUAAUGCCAAGAGGAAUUCAUGGAUUGAUGAUCUGCAGCGCAAGAUUCGACGAGGGCUGAAUGGACCUGUUUCUCCUGGACCUUCGAGAUCUCCAUCUCCACUCAUAGGAUUGGACAACACUGGGCGUGACGUACUCGACGGCGAGAACCCAAAUCAAGACCUGCAGAAAGAUGAAGACGGAGAUGACGGUCAGACACUUCAGGUCCAAGUCAAUGGAGUUCAUGAUGAUGAAGCGGUGCUAGAAGACGUCCUAUCACCUGAAGUGGGAGAUGAGGCACUUCUGGAUGGUCUAGACCCUGACGCUGAGGAUGGCGACGAAAGUCAAGAGGAUCAGCUCAUGAGUGAUGGGCUUGAGGAAGACAUCGAUGAGCUGGAGCCUCAAUUCGAAGAUGACGAAGAGUAUGAGGAGGACGCGGCAUUUCAAGAUGAGGAGGAUGAGAGGUACAACCCUGUCGAGGUUGAGGAUGGUGACGAGGAGGGAGACGAUCCGGAGCUUGACGAGGAAGAGGAAGAGGAAGAGGAAGAGGAGGACGACAACGGGGAAGACGAAGACCAGGAGGUAGAGGAUGAAGGAGAUGUCGAGGACGUGGAAGGCUGGGAAGGAGAGGCAAUUGGGGGCGAUAUUUUUGGAGAAGCUAUGCCCGAAAAUCAAAGCAUCUACGAAGGAGACGGGCAAGAUCUCGAUAACCCAUACGGCGCCGAUCUAGGUGAAGACGAUACUCGGGUCUAUGAUGAAGACGCUGGCGGCUGGGUCGAUACAGUAGCACCAUUGCCGGAGAGCACGAGUCAGACCGCGGGAUCCAUAAAUUUCACAGCUUCAUCCUCGUCCCUUUUUCCAUCGCUUCCACCCACGACGAAUCCGAAGAUUCCGCAAACAGGAUUUUCCGGACAAGUCGAAGAUCCUGCCUCGUGGGCUAGCACAUCGACAGGAAUGCCUCAGGAGAUCGACCCUGCGCUCUUGGCAGCGCUGGCUCAGCAUAUUGCCGAUCCGAGUCUCGCUGUCGGCAAUGAGACAGAGCUCAUGAGCGGGAUGCUCAUGCCACCUCCCCAUCAACUGUACUCUGACGAUACGACUCAAGCUGCAGCUGCGUUUCUCCAAUCAAGCGAGUUGGCCUCAGACGAGGAGGAUCAAGACGGUCGACUCGAAGAAGACGAACCCAUGUACGAUCGAACCUUCAUUGCGGGCCCCGGAGGAGAUCACAACGAUCGCUAUGGUAUAGAGAGUAUGGAUGUAGGGUUUGGCUCCGAGAGGGACGAAGAGGAGGAUGAGAAUGACGAGGAAGAGGAGCUCGAGGAACCUGUGGAGCAAGCAGAGCAAGAGGAAGAUGAGGAAAGUGACGAGGACGACGACGAAGAAGGAGAAGCUUUGUCGCCUCCGGUCGUCUCUACUGCUCCGCGGCGAACAUCUCAUGGUCCUACGCCGGAUGACGAAGUCAUUGAGAUCUCUUCAGACGAAGAAGGCGACGACGAGCAGCAGGAAGAAGAAGCGGAAGACAGUCGAGAUGGGGACGACGAACCCGAGGAUGGAAGUCCAUCGGAGGAUUUCUCUGAAGAGGAGGAAGUCGUGGAAAACCCCGAGCCGCAUACGCCUUCAAACCAAAUACAUUCACCGGGAACAGAUAACGUUCCCUCGCCUGCAGGCCCGACGCACCAAACGCUGCCCCAGGGCGAAGCAGGACUUGAUGAUGCCCUGACAUACGAAGAUCAUGGCGAAUUGCCGUCUAUUUUCCAGCCUGACAGCUCAACAUUUGACGGGCCGCUGGCUGAUCAAAAUCCCUCUCCACCCGUCUCUACUGGAUCCAAUAACAAGAUGGUCCAACAUGAUGAGGACGCGUAUGAGAGUGAGGCGACUCCGGAGCUCGCCGACCCCUCGCUCGCUGCAAGGGUUCUCGAAGCUGUAGAUGGAGAUGUCAUGGAGGAAGAUCCUCGAGCGGUUGCUCUCGAUACCGACCUGCCGAUGCUCGAAGUUGUCGAGCUGGUAGAGAAUACAGAACCGCACUCCACAGUUGCCGUCGUCCCGCUCGAGCAGUCAGUGAUUGUCGACAUGGUCGAGGAGCGAGUAAUGCUGCGACAGCCUGGAGAGGCUCAAAUGGCCGAUGUCAGAGAAGCAAACAGGAGAGAGAUACAGAUACAGUUCGAAGAGGAAGUAGUGCGAGUCGAAAAGCCUAUCGACUCCUCUGUUGACCGAAUGGACGAUCAGCCGAUGGACUCUGUGGUGGACGUGGAUAUGGACAAAGUGGAGAGCAGCGUGGCGCGUCGCGAAGAAUCCAAUGGUCGUGACUUCUCUGCUCCUUCCCCGUUGGUAGUGCCAGAAUCGGCACCUGAUCUUGAUCAGAGCGAAGACACCAUGGAGCUCGACCUCAUGGUGGAGGAGCCGGGAAGCGGCGACGAUGAAGAUGAAGAUGAAGAUGAAGAUGCAGAUGAAGACUCUGACGGGGCCGACGAGCCCUCGCUUCCUGAUCCACACGAAGCACCACGAGAUGCCUCGAUGCCAAUCCCAUUCCUCCUUCGAACACCAAGGACCAGUCAAUCUCCCUCGGCUUCCGUCGUUGUUGCUCCAUCUGAAGCUCCACCAGUCGUAGCUCUCUUGGCCGAAGUGGAGAUCAUCGAAUCAGCAGAGAUCCGCGAAGAAUCACCGAUCGCCCUUCCUGACCCUCAUGAGCGACCCCCUGAUGCCAUCAUGCCCUCCCCCCAGAUCCCUUUCGAUCCAACCUCACUUGAUGAUCGACCUCCUUCCCUGAUCGUCGAGCCCCCUACUAUCCCGCCAGAUCCUGACACUGUCACGGCAGGGGCUCCGCUCACUGAAGGAACAGAUACACCACCCGCCCUACCCGAUCCCAUGCUUGCACCUCCGCCGAUAGAUACCGAUAGGUUCUCCUCGCUCCAAGCUUCGGACUUUGUCAACACUCACUACAGCCCUACGCCUUCUCUCAUCGUCGAACCUCCAGAUCAGACUCCAUUGCCUAGCUCUAUAAAAGAUACAGCUCGAGAUCUUGACCGAGAAGAGACACCAACUCCACUGCCUGAUCCAAAGGCGCCACCGCCGGAUGCGAUCCUUCAACUGCCGGUGCUCGCUCCUGGUGACAUAGCAAAGGUCACUCCAUCUCCCUCGUUGAUCGUCGAGCCGCCUGUGGAUACUCUCACCUACUCGACAGCCACAACGCCCGGUGUGCAGGUAGGAUCAGAACGGGACGCGUUCAUGAAUGAAUCUGAGGCCGUCGAUGGAUCGGAUAAUCAGCAGGCAGAGCUCCAUCACAUUACCGACCUGGACUCGAGCUCUUUCGAGAAAGCGGAGGAUUUUGAAGCUGAGCCAAAGCAAGACAAUCCUAGCCUAACGUUACCUGCCGACGUUCUCCCACAACCAGAAUUCAUCCCGAUGAGACACCAUCACGGUUCUCGUCAGCCUAACAGGCAAAUGCCGAUCAGGUCCCGUACUCGAUCGAGUCAGCAACCGUCGCCUACACCUGAUCCCGAGCCGCUUGGUGGCCACAUGACUCGAUCUCAAUGCUUCUAUCGCAAGUUACAUUUACGGGAAGAUGUGUACGAUGCUGUCAUCUUGGUGCCCCAAUGUACUGUGAUCGACAAGAAGGCUCUGGAAGAAGAAGACGCCGAAGAUCUUGGUCAACCCUCGCCGAUGGACCAGCUGGAAGGUUACACGGAGGAACGACGAAUAAACGUCAAUCAGCCCUUAGUCGAUGAUCCUUUAGCUGCAAAGCUUCACAGGAUCGUAGGGCUGGAUGUUGUCAACGAGGGUCAUUGUUAUCUCCUUUCGGCGUCCGAGAACGUGCUUAUCCCGGCAGCUGUGGAGGAGAAAGAGGACGAGAAGGCGGCAGAGGAGCCAAAGACGCCAGAAAUUGGUCCACCCGCCAGUCAAGGAUCUACUCGUCGACGCCGAGCCAGCGGACGCAAAUCGGCUGGGGAGACUCAAGCAUCAGGUCCAGCCUCAGAUUCACCGAAAGUCCCAGCGCGUCAGACUCGCUCAAGCGCUCGAAAUGCUCGUCAGUCUAUGGAACCGAGUACUAGCGAGGUGAUGGCGAGUCCACGCAUGGAUCGGAAAGCCAACCGAUCCUCUGCAUCUCAGGCAUCUCAGCUGGAUUCUCCUAGCGCGACCCUGCGUCGAAAUCUGCGUCGGUCCACCUCCUUGGCUCAAGACGAGAUAAUAGACAGUCCAGCCAAGCACACCAGAAGCCAUCGACAGGCAACUCCAGAGGAUCAUCUAGAUAUGCCCGAAUCGGCGGACGAGAGUACACCAAUGGCUGCCGACGGCCCUGCUAAACGUACGCGUAGUCGCGCUAGCUUGACGCCGACGCUGGACACUCCGGCACGCAAACGUGGUAGAAGGCACGGGCCAAGAGCUAGCAGUAUUGAGGUCGGUCGCCCCGGUACGGGUGUUGCGGAUGCGUUGGGUCUGGCGGAGCCUCAAAGGGAGCCCGAACAGGACGCCAUCCCACGAAGUGCGGAUGCGGAUAUGGGAGAAGAGGAUGUCCAAGUCCAAAUCAUUACUCGGUCCGGACGGACUCGACGAUCCACCGCCAAUCUAUCGGAAGACGCAGCGUAUCGCCCUGCGGAAGACGAACACGAAUGGGCAAGCGAGUCGGAAGAGGGUGUUCAAGUCGACAAUGGUGAUUAUACACGGGGAAAGCCUCGCAAGACGCGUAAGGGCAAAGGACGAGCCAAGCACUCACCAGUCGAUGUCAAUGAUUCGAAGCUCGAGAUGGAAACAGACGGCAUUGACGUCAAAGUCGAGUCUGCCCCUGACCAUGUACGCGAUCCAUCGGCGGAUACAGACGCAGCCACGGAUAUAGUAUGGGACGAAUCUGAGGAAGUUGUGCAAAAGCCAAUUGGAAAGCGUAAAAGUCGACGCUCUCUAGCGGCGAUGAAAGACAAUAUUGCGUUCAAGUAUGAUCCAUCGGCAGAAGCGACGCCUGAUGAUGCUGGAUCCGAGGUGAUGGGCGAUGAUUCCGACGCGCCUACACCUGGGCGUAUGGCCAGAGGUCGAAAAAGAAAGCAGAGACCUACUGGAGCUAUGGACGAUGAGGGGACCCCUGCUUGGAAAGAGGGCAAAGGCGACUACUUUGAAGACGAUGACGGCAACGAUGAUGGAACUGCAGGCGGUCGUGGUGUGGUGCGUGACGAUAUUGGGACGCCUAGUAAACGCCGGGCGGUCGAGGGCGAAUCUCAUUCGCCAGUCGCUGUUGCGACUACCUCGUCCACUCUCGAGCCCACGCCUGGCAGUAAUGAAACGCCGAAGCCAUCGAUGUUUGGCAGAUUCUGGCCAUUCAGGAAAAAGUGA
This is a messenger RNA of Kockovaella imperatae, 5406 nucleotides long. RefSeq lists its product as hypothetical. Bases 1 to 5406 code for a protein of 1801 amino acids. The transcript is spliced from 4 exons. The record is from RefSeq and is a predicted model, not a curated record. NCBI's taxonomy places the organism in Eukaryota, Fungi, Basidiomycota, Tremellomycetes, Tremellales, Cuniculitremaceae.